ACUCUUGUCCGUUUGUUCAACUCUUCAACCAUUUCGGUUUCUCUUUAAAAAAAAAAAAAUUAAAAAAAAAGAGAAAUCAUCAGCUCUGGUAAAUCAUGGCAACGCUUAUUGGAAAUCCGCUGAUCAAGGCAUUGAUUGCUCUCUUCUUGAUAUCGGCAGCCGCCGCCACUGGCGACGCUCCCUUCAUCGUCGCUCACAAGAAGGCGUCACUCACCAGACUUAAAUCCGGCGCCGAACGCGUCUCCGUCUCCAUCGACAUCUACAACCAAGGCUUCUCGACAGCGUAUGACGUGAGUCUCGCUGAUGAUAGCUGGCCUCAAGAUGCCUUUGAUGUUGUCAGUGGUAACACUUCGCAGUCAUGGGAGAGACUUGAUGCUGGUGGUCUUCUAUCUCAUUCAUUUGAAUUAGAGGCCAAAAGACAAGGAAUGUUCUAUGGUGCCCCAGCGGUUAUCACUUUCCGCAUUCCCACAAAGUCUUCUCUACAGGAGGCAUAUUCAACUCCAAUCUUGCCCUUAGAUGUCCUUGCGGAGAGACCUCCUGAGAAGAAGUUUGAGUGGGCUAAGAGGUUGCUUGCUAAGUAUGGCUCUCAAAUCUCUGUGAUCUCGAUUGUGGUUCUUUUCAUCUACCUAAUCGCCAUCCCCUCAAAAUCCAGUGCUGCAAAAGCAAGCAAGAAGAAGCGCUAAGUAUUGGAGCUGAGAAAAGCCAAAUCAAUAGCCGGUCUGCACUUACCGCACGAGCCUCUCUUUCUGUUUGCAGUUAAAUUAGGUCUUCCCUUUCUUUUUGUAGAACAUUUGUUGUCGGAAUUUUCUAAUUAGAUGGCUGUUAAAUGAGUUUAGUGCAAGAUGAAAUCAACUGGUUCGUACUUUCUAGUCAUAGACUUGAUUGAAACUGGUAAUGCUAGAAGUGGAAGAACUAAUAUAUAUGCGGUAUAUGUACAAUUGAUCUGUGAUCGGGUGACAAAUUUUGAAAUUUAAAAUUUAUCUUUACCAUUUAA
Molecule: messenger RNA, 994 nt
Organism: Theobroma umbraticum
Lineage: Eukaryota; Viridiplantae; Streptophyta; Magnoliopsida; Malvales; Malvaceae
Source: RefSeq, a predicted model, not a curated record